Messenger RNA from Apodemus sylvaticus (European woodmouse), 945 nucleotides. Its product is annotated as putative olfactory receptor 1F12P. The transcript has a single exon. Gene Ontology annotation, biological process: G protein-coupled receptor signaling pathway. Gene Ontology annotation, molecular function: G protein-coupled receptor activity; olfactory receptor activity. Lineage: Eukaryota; Metazoa; Chordata; Mammalia; Rodentia; Muridae. The record is from RefSeq and is a predicted model, not a curated record. Gene Ontology annotation, cellular component: membrane.
AUGGAACUUUACUUCUCUCUAUAGCUCCUCAUAUAGGUACAUCCAAUGGAGAAGGAAAACCAAACCAGCAUCUCUGAGUUUCUCCUCCUGGGCUUCUCAAGUUGGCCAGGGCACCAAGGGCUUCUCUUUGCCCUCUUCCUAUGUCUCUAUUUAACAGGACUAUUUGGAAACCUCCUCAUCUUGUUAGCCAUUGGCUCAAACAAUCACCUCCACACACCUAUGUAUUUCUUCCUUGCCAAUUUGUCCUUGGUAGACCUCUGCCUUCCUUCAGCUACAGUCCCCAAGAUGCUCCUGAACAUCCAAACCAAGUCUCAAUCCAUCUCCUACCCUGGAUGCCUGGCUCAGAUGUACUUCUGUAUGAUGUUUGCUAACAUGGACAAUUUUCUUCUCACUGUGAUGGCAUAUGACCGUUAUGUGGCCAUCUGCCAUCCUUUGCACUAUACUACCAUUAUGACCCCAUGCCUCUGCACACUCUUGCAUACCCUCAUGAUUGCCCGACUUCAUUUCUGCUCUGAAAAUAUUAUCCACCAUUUCUUCUGUGACAUAAACUCCCUCCUCCCUCUCUCCUGUUCUGACACCAGUCUCAAUCAGUUGAUGGUUCUGUUUGUGGUGGGACUGAUCUUUGUGGUACCAUCAGUGUGUAUCUUAGCAUCUUAUGGUCGCAUUGUCUCUGCUGUGAUGAAAAUUACUUCUAUGGAAGGAAAGCUCAAAGCGUUCUCAACCUGUGGCUCCCACCUUGCUUUGGUUGUUCUCUUUUAUGGCGCCAUUGCAGGAAUCUAUAUGAGCCCUGCAUCCAACCAUUCCACUGAAAAAGAUUCAGCUGCAUCAGUAAUUUUUAUGGUUGUUGCCCCUGUAUUGAAUCCUUUCAUUUACAGCUUAAGGAACAAUGAACUGAAAGGGACUUUUAAAAAGACUCUUGGCCAGAGCAAAAUAUGUUCCAAGUGA